Messenger RNA from Varroa destructor (honeybee mite), 1017 nucleotides. It is a transcript of the gene Prosbeta6, whose product is annotated as proteasome beta6 subunit. Gene Ontology annotation, cellular component: proteasome core complex; cytoplasm; nucleus. NCBI's taxonomy places the organism in Eukaryota, Metazoa, Arthropoda, Arachnida, Mesostigmata, Varroidae. The record is from RefSeq and is a predicted model, not a curated record.
GUUUGGCCAACCGGCUGUAUAAUUUGCCGCAUCACCGUCUAUACGAAUGGUAUAUUCGUAGUUCCUGGAGCUAAUUGAAACUCUUUGUUUGAAACUUUUUUCAGUGAUCACUUUCCGUUUUGUGGUUCCGUCGAUCAGCGAGCACAAUGUUUAUCGACCAAGAAGAUAAAACACACAUAAUAGCUGCAGGGCGACCUUUCCAGAUGAACAGCUUCAAUCCAUAUGAAGACAAUGGCGGUUCACUGGCAGCGAUUGCUGGCGAAGAUUAUGCCAUUAUUGCCAGCGAUACUCGUCUUUGCAGUGGUUCUACUGUACUCACAAGAAAGCAGACGAGACUCUUCAAGCUUACGAACAACGCUGUAUUGGCAUCAGCCGGAUGUUGGUGCGAUUCGCUAACAUUUAGCAAGUACCUAGAGGCCAGGCUAAGGAUGUACAACUAUGAGCACGACCAGGAUAUGAACACGUUGGCUGUAGCGCAGUGUUGUAUGACGAUGCUCUACGGAAGGCGCUUCUUUCCUUAUUACGUAUGGAAUAUGCUGGCUGGGUUAGACGAGAAGGGUAAAGGGGCUCUGUACGCCUACGAUCCUGUUGGUCAUAUGGAGACGUUAGAAUAUGCUUCAGGGGGCAGUUCAUCUGCUUUAAUUAUGCCACUACUCGAUAGCAUUGUAGGCAAGAAAAAUCAGGAAAACCCCGACAAGGCGCCUUUGAGUAAGGAUCAGGCGAUCGCUUUGAUCAAGGAUGUUUUUAUCUCUGCUGCUGAGCGAGAUUCCCAAUGUGGAGAUAGCGCGCACAUUAUGAUAAUCACUAAGGAUGGUGUCGAGGAGGUUUUCGCGGACCUGCGCAAGGAUUAAAUACAUCAAUAGACGCUUCACCAUAGUGGGCCUCUUGACAAAAAGCAACUGUAGAGCUGCCUAAAAGGAAGCGGUUUCAUUUAUCCUGUAAGCUAUCUAUUUUGAAAAGAGAGAACGAAAUAUGGAAUGAGAAACAAAUAAAAAUAAUUUCUUUUAUUCACUAAAA